UCCAAGAGGAACGCACCCUCUGGGCCAUGCCCCACAGACCCUGAGUGGGCACUGCGCAGGCUCGGGAGGGCUAGCACUGCCCCACCCUUGCCGCCCCCAGUCAUGGGCAGCUUCCAGCUGGAAGACUUCCUGGCAGGCUGGAUCGGGGGUGCAGCCAGCGUUGUCGUCGGCCACCCUCUGGACACAGUCAAGACCCGCCUGCAGGCUGGUAUGGGCUACAAGAACACCCUCCACUGCAUCCGCACCGUAUACAGCAGGGAGAGUGUGUCCGGCUUCUUCAAGGGCAUGUCCUUUCCCCUGGUCAGCAUCACCGUCUACAACUCGGUAGUGUUUGGGGUCUUCAGUAACACACAGAGGUUCCUGGGCCAGCUCCGCUGUAGGGAGCCUGGGAGCAGCCCUCCCCGCAGCCUGUCUGAUCUGCUGCUGGCCAGCAUGGCAGCCGGCGUGGUCUCCGUAGGGCUGGGCGGGCCUGUGGACCUCAUCAAGAUCCGGCUGCAGAUGCAAACACAGCCACUGCGGGAAGCCACUCUCAGGGUGAGGUCCAGGGUAGUGGCCCCUGGGCAGCAACUGGCCUACCAGGGCCCUGUGCACUGCAUCUCCACCAUCGUGCGUACUGAGGGCCUGGCGGGGCUCUACCGGGGGUCCAGUGCCAUGCUGCUCAGGGACGUCCCUGGCUACUGCUUCUACUUUGUCCCCUACGUGUUCCUGAGCGAGUGGAUCUCUUCUGAGCCCCAUGCGAACCCCAGCCCUUAUGCCGUAUGGCUGGCGGGUGGCAUGGCAGGAGCCAUUUCUUGGGGGACAGCAACUCCCAUGGACGUCGUGAAAAGCCGACUCCAAGCGGACGGCGUUCAUUUCAACAAGUACAAAGGUGUCCUGGACUGCAUCUGUCAGAGUUACCAGCAGGAGGGACUGAGAGUGUUUUUCAGGGGCAUCACUGUGAAUGCUGUGCGCGGGUUCCCCACCAGUGCAGCCAUGUUCCUUGGCUACGAACUCUCGCUGCAGGCCCUCCGCGGGGACCACGCUGUGACCAGCCCGUGAGCACCAGGGCUGGUGUCGCCUGACUGGGACCUCAUUCCACAACAACUCGAUGCCUCAGAAGCUGUGGAGGGAAAGAGGGGCUCCCCAGCCCUGGGCUCUGCCAGUUGUGUGGUUUCUGGGCCACCUUCCCCACCAUUACAA
Molecule: messenger RNA, 1179 nt
Organism: Ochotona princeps (American pika)
Lineage: Eukaryota; Metazoa; Chordata; Mammalia; Lagomorpha; Ochotonidae
Gene: SLC25A48
Product: solute carrier family 25 member 48
Exons: 8
Coding region: 103-1038 (311 amino acids)
Biological process (GO): transmembrane transport
Cellular component (GO): mitochondrion
Molecular function (GO): transmembrane transporter activity
Source: RefSeq, a predicted model, not a curated record